AUGAAAGGUUUUAGAGAUAAACACAUUCAGUGAUAUGGAUUGACCGGAUUCGCUGUUAUCAUAAAUUUUUAGUGUUUCGUAAAAAUGAGUUUGUUCUGUAAAUUUAACAUUAAUUUGUCAACGAGGGCAACGAUUAAAUUGUAUCGGCAUCUGAGCACAAGCCAAUCACGCUGGAGCGAAAACAAUGACACCGAUUCAGAGCUACAGUUAAAAUACCUGACCGACGAUGAGCAAGGAAUCGCAGUUAUUGGUAUGAAUAGACCGAAAGCAAUGAAUGCAUUUAGUCGGUCCCUAGUUGAUAAAUUGUCAACGACCGUUGAACAUUUACAUCAUGACAAAGAUGUUCGGGUUGUGAUUCUUCGAAGUUUAGUGCCUGGUGCAUUUUGCACGGGUGCGGAUUUAAAAGAGCGCGCCAAAUUGACUCAACCCGAAGUGACACGUUUCGUGAACCGGCUCCGAUUCCUUUUGACCAGCAUAGAGCAAUUGCCGAUGCCCGUUUUGGCUGCUGUUGAUGGUACUUGUCUGGGUGGUGGUUUAGAAAUGGCCUUAGCCUGUGACAUACGAACCGCAGCCGAUACGGCUUUGAUGGGUCUGGUGGAAACAAGAUUGGCUAUAAUUCCCGGAGCUGGUGGCACACAAAGGCUUCCGCGAAUUUUGAACCCUGCCCUGGCAAAGGAACUGAUUUUCACCGCUCGUACGUUUAAAGGAACUGCCGCUUUCGAAAUGGGAAUUUGCAAUCAUUCCGUCCCGCAAAAUGACACCAAGGACGCCGCUUACUUGAAAGCAUUACAAUUGGCGAAAGAAAUUCUACCGAACGGUCCGAUUGGUGUACGAAUGGCGAAAAAAGCGAUUGACAAGGGAAUGCAAGUCGACUUAAAUGCUGGAUAUGCCAUCGAAGAAGCGUGCUACGCUCAGGUGAUUCCGACCAAAGACCGUUUGGAGGGACUAAAAGCAUUUGCGGAGAAGCGAAAACCAGAAUACAAGGGAGAAUGAACUUGUUGUGGCAAGGAAACUAUACAGCCCCCUCAGAAAAAAGAAAUGUUCUGCCACGAUGGUGAUUCCAUAUUUGUGACGCAUAUGUUGUGAUUAAAGUGCAUUUAUUAUACUUUGUUAAACAAAAACAUUUUAUUAAAUAAAAAAUAAAA
Molecule: messenger RNA, 1145 nt
Organism: Bradysia coprophila
Lineage: Eukaryota; Metazoa; Arthropoda; Insecta; Diptera; Sciaridae
Product: methylglutaconyl-CoA hydratase, mitochondrial-like
Biological process (GO): fatty acid beta-oxidation
Cellular component (GO): mitochondrion
Molecular function (GO): catalytic activity
Source: RefSeq, a predicted model, not a curated record